Cylicostephanus goldi is the source of this 279-nucleotide messenger RNA. The record is from the annotation of a GenBank genome assembly. Lineage: Eukaryota; Metazoa; Nematoda; Chromadorea; Rhabditida; Strongylidae.
AUGUCAAUCUCAUGUUCACGCAGUCUUGCCGAUAUCCGGGCUGAACAGGCAGAUAAUCUGGAUCGCCUUCGCUCAACGCUGGAAACAAUGAAUUUAAAGGAUUUGGUGCCGAUUCUUGUGGCUAGGAACGUUCUGAAAUCUUAUGAAAUGGGAGCAGUCUAUGCUAAGGAAUCCACUGAAGCUCAAGUAGAUGCAUUAAUCUGUUUACUGAAGACGAAAAAUCACUGGGUAGGACCUAUGACCGACGCUCUCAUCAGAAACGGACAGGUGAGUUUUUGA